Molecule: messenger RNA, 4065 nt
Organism: Ricinus communis (castor bean)
Lineage: Eukaryota; Viridiplantae; Streptophyta; Magnoliopsida; Malpighiales; Euphorbiaceae
Product: putative pentatricopeptide repeat-containing protein At5g08310, mitochondrial
Exons: 2
Coding region: 85-2586 (833 amino acids)
Molecular function (GO): protein binding
Source: RefSeq, a predicted model, not a curated record
UGGUCUAUCAAACAAAGACUUCUUCUGUUUUGAGUGAAGUCCGUAAUAUUUGCCGCUGAAAUUUUAAAAACUGUGAGCAAAUCCAUGGCUCCGUCAAGAAUUACGAAACAAACCGAAAAUCUCUGCAAAUUGUUAUUAUUUAAACCCAUUAAUCCACAUUACAGAAACCUCUCAACCAAUAACACAAGCAUUACCCAUGACUUCGUCUCCAUCUUCACUAAACAGCCAUUUUGCCCAGAAGACAGCCCUGAGUUAGAGAGUCUUGCUCCAAUGCUAAAUACCCAACUUGUCGAAUCUGUGUUAAAAAAUUUCAAAAGCUGGAAAAAAGCCCACACAUUCUUUACUUGGGCAUCAAAUCAAUAUGGGUAUAAGCAUAAUGUAUAUACGUAUAAUGCCAUGGCCUCAAUCCUAUCACGUGCUCGACAGAAUGCCCUAAUGAGAGCUUUGGCUGUUGAUAUCUUGGAUUCUCGUUGUUUAAUGACCCCUGGUGCAUUGGGUUUCUUUAUUAGGUGUUUGGGUAAUGUGGGUUUGGCUUAUGAGGCUAACGUGUUGUUUGAUCAAGUUAAAAUGAAGGGCCUUUGCACUCACAAUAGUUAUAGCUAUAAUUGUUUGUUAGAGGCAUUUUCUAGCUCUAAUUCUAACUGUAAUUCUGUUGAUUUGGUUGAGGUGAGACUUAAAGAGAUGCGUGAUCAAGGGUUGAGUUUUAGUAAGUACACUUUGACUCCUGUAUUGCAGGUUUAUUGCAACGCUGGGAAGUUUGAUGAAGCUUUGAAUGUUUUCAAUGAGAUUCAAGAUCAUGGUUGGUUAGACGCAUAUGUAUUCUCUAUCUUGGUUUUGUCUUUUAGCAAGUGGGGUCAGGUUGAUAAGUCUUUUGAGUUUAUUGAAAAAAUGGAAGAGCAAAACUUUAGAUUGAAUGAGAAGACCUUUUGCAAUUUGAUUCAUGGAUUUGUGAAGCAAUCCAGAGUGGAUAAGGGUGUCCAAUUAUUUUAUAAGAUGCAGAAAUAUGGUCUUUCUCCUGAUAUUUCACUUUAUGACGUGCUAAUUGGAGGCUUCUGCUCAAAUAAAAAGCUUGAUAAAGCUUUGUCUUUGUAUGCAGAAAUGAAGAUGUUGAAAAUCCAACCUGAUAUCGGAGUUGUUAGUAAGCUCAUAUCUUCGUUUCCUGAAGAAGGAAAGUUGAUCGACAUACUUGAGGAAACCCUUGAGGAUAUGAAUAUAGAAACUCAGACUUUGCUUUGCAAUUCUGUUUUGAGUUCUCUUGUUAACAGUGGCUUGAUAGAUAAAGCUUGCUGUCUUCUCCGAAACAUGAUGGGAAACGGAGAUGAUGACGAUGUUCAGUAUAAACUUUUCCGAGAUGAAAAGAUUCGACCUAAUACUGCUAGUUUUAGUAUUGUAAUUAACGGUUUGAUGCAGGCUUGCAAGUUGGACCUGGCUGUUUGCCUCUUUCAAGAUAUGGCUGAAAUUGGAUGUAAUCGAGAUUUACUACUCUACAAUAACUUAAUCAAUGGACUAUGCAAUUCUGAUAGACUGGAGGAAAGUUACAAGCUUUUAAAAGAAAUGGAGGAGUCGGGUUUUAAGCCAACCCAAUUUACUCUCAACUCUAUAUUUGGGUGCCUAUGCAAGAGGCAAGAUGUUUCUGGAGCCCUUGAUCUGGUAAAGAAGAUGCGUUUAUAUGGCUGUGAGCCUUGGGUAAAACAUUACACCUUACUAGUUAGAAAACUGUGCAAACAUGGGAAGGCAGCAGAAGCUUCUAUUUUUCUUACUGAUAUGGUGCAAGAAGGUUUUCCACCUAAUAUAAUUGCGUAUUCUGCAUUAUUAGGUGGUUUAAUUGAAGUUCAAGAAGUAGAUCAAGCUCUGAAGCUUUUUAAAGACAUUAGUGCUCGCGGGCGUUGUCCUGAUGUGAUAGCUUACAAUAUAUUGAUGAAAGGGCUCUAUGAGGCCCACAGAACUGAAGAAGCUCGGAAUCUCUUCAAUGAGAUGGUGAUGAAGGGUCUCAUUCCCUCAGUUGUUACCUAUAACUUGCUUAUAGAUGGUUGGUGCAAAAAUGGUUGUAUCGAUGAUGCUAUGAAUUGUCUUUGUAGCAUGUCUGCAAAGGAAAGGGAACCUAAUGUCUUUACAUACACUACCUUAAUAGAUGGUUUAUGUAAGGCUGGGAGACCUGAUGAUGCUGUAAUGCUAUGGAAUGAAAUGAGGAGAAGAGGGUGUCGUCCUAAUAGAGUUGCUUUUAUGGGUUUUAUUCAUGGUCUCUGCAAGUGUGAUAAGCCUGAAGCAGCUCUGAUUCAUUUCCAUGAGAUGGAAGAGGAGGAAAUGGAACCUGACACUUAUGUUUAUAUAUCAUUAGUAAGUGCUUUUGUCAACAUUUCAAACUUCCCUAUGGCUUUUGAGAUAUUAAAAAAGAUGGUUGAUAGGAGAAAUUUUCCAGAUCCACUUGAUAAGAAUUGUAUAAUUAUAAGAGAUGCAAUACUUAAGUUGUCAAAAGAUGCUAGAACUUCCUCAAGUGUUAAAAGUCUUAUUGCAAGUGGAAGCAUUCCAACAAUAUAUCUAUCAGACAAUGGGGAUAAAGGUGAAGUUAGAGGGGAAAUUGUGUAACUGUAUACAAGUUUUAAGCUGAAGAUAUCAUUGAUCAUUUCCUCGGCUUUGGCUUGCCUCUAGCUCUCAAUCUUCCCCAAGUCUCCCUUUUGGUUGAAGACAACUCUUCAAAACCAAUGUGAUAGCAGAGGCAUUGCUAAGUUCGCAAAACUGCUUAGAAAAAGAUUCCUCAAUUGAUUGCUGCAGGUUUGCAGUUAACACAAAAAUAGCGUGUGGCAAGUCAUCAAUCAGAGGUGUUUGUCUUCUCCAGAAUGUGUCAGAUCUUGUGAUUGGUAGAUCUGAGAAGGGAAGUGACAAUUGCUAUGAUGGCAAAAAUCUGCUACAUUUGUGCUUCAGCUGCCGAAUGUCCAUGAUAUUAUUUGCUUUUUCUGCCACAAAUGCAUCCUUCAUUCCCCUAACGUGAUUGCAUCGUGUGUGUAUUAUGAUAUUUAUAUGGCAUUACUAGUAUGAUGCCAAUUAUCUACCAGCCUUGUAGUUGAAAUAUGACUAUGACAUAAUUGAGAGUAUUUAAUUUUAUAAAUUGCUACUGCUUUCUGAAGAAGUUGGCUGCUGAAGUUCAAUAUUUCAUUCUGGUCAACAUAGAGCUAUGAUUGACAUCUUUAGUAUUGGCUUUCACUCAAUUUUCCAGUUGGUUUAGAAUUUGGCUUGAUUACCUACUUAACACUGGACUUUCAACUUCUUUUCUUUUCUUUUUUUCCCCAAUUUUGUCCAAUUCAUUUAUGUUUAAUUUCAUACAAGAUGGGGUAUUUUAAAUUGAAGAAUGAUGUGAAGGAAUGUGGUUAUUCGAAGAUUGUAAAAAUUGGGUAUUUGGAUCCUGAUAAUGCUGGGAAGAAGUUGUUCCAAGAUGACAAGAAGUGUAAUGGAGAUGAUGAAGUGCAUUAGAAAUGGAAGUGUGCAUGGUAUGUUGAAGCUAAGCUCAAUAAGCUAAGUUAAUUAUUGAGCUAAUAGGUGAGAAUGAUAUUCACAAUAUAAAUGAUGGAAGAGGUGAUGAAGGAGUAGGACAAAGAGGUGAUGGUGAAGAUGGAUUAGGAGGUGGACAUGGAGAAGAAGAUAUUUUGAGACUUCAAUUGUUCGGGGUGGCAUUUUAAAGAGGAAGCAUCCAAUGGUCAAGAAACUAAAACUAAAGACCUUGAUUAUGAAUCUAUACAAGUGAUACUAUCGAUGACAUUGGCUGAAAGUGAUUUUUCCUUAGAUGAUGAGGAACAUCCAGAGGAUAGGAGGAACCUCAAGUGGGCUUAGCUUUAUGAGUGAGAUUUUGAUAAUAAUUAAUGAAGCUACCAAUGGUCCACCUGUAGCAAGAAGAAAAAAAAACAUUUGGAACAAAUAGGCAACAAAGGCUCAAGAACCAUUUAAGGAAAGCUUCUAGCAGGAAGAAAGUUGAAGCUGAUGCUAUCCAUAAAAAGGAGAAGAAACUUUGCAACAAUAGUUCCAUUCAACGUUGAUCUUGAAAUUCGAUCCAGUAAAUUACUAGCACUUGUU